Mycosarcoma maydis (corn smut) is the source of this 1875-nucleotide messenger RNA. RefSeq lists its product as uncharacterized. Lineage: Eukaryota; Fungi; Basidiomycota; Ustilaginomycetes; Ustilaginales. The record is from RefSeq and is a predicted model, not a curated record. The transcript is spliced from 3 exons. Bases 1 to 1875 code for a protein of 624 amino acids.
AUGCCUUUGACUCGCCGUUGCCGCUGCUAUCGCUGCACAGAGGCUGGCGGUGAAAACGGCAUCGAGGUCAAAAGUUCAACAUAUAGAGCGCAUCAGCGUAGGUAUGGCUCAGCUCCAGCCGCCUCGAGCUCGACGAGCGGUCUCCCUAACCCUCGUCGAAGAAGGCAACGCCCUCCCGAGCCCUCGCCUUCGCAGCUUCUCUAUGAGCUUCUCGCGAAACGUCACCUCCUCUCCUGGGCUGGCACGAAAAGCUAUACAAGCGAUUUUCCCACCACAACCGUCUCGGGUGCAACGCUGCCAAUGCUCGAACCGGCUGAGACGCACGAAGACAGCACCCGCGAGGAAGCUUUUGCGCCGGAUGAGUCAACAUUCGAGGAUGAUUUCGACAGCGAGGAGGAUGACGACGAUAUUGGCAUGAUUGAAGUCGCCAGUAUUGCGGAGCAACUCUUUACCAAAGCCGAGUCGAAGACCAGUCUGGGCACGAAUGAUGCGCAACAGCGAAACGUCGACAGCUGGGUUUGGAAAUCACAUGUUUUCGUCGCCUUUAUGAUGGGGAUGCUCAAUAGUCCACCCGAUCCAAUGCAUACCGUGUAUGUUGGGAUUUGCGGCCGUCGUUUCUGGCACCUCUUCCUCAUUGAAGGCUGUAACAACCUCGGCAAGAAGCUCAAAGAGGCUCAAAAGGUCAUGGCCCGCGCUAUCCUUCCGACCAGCAUCAAGCGCCCAGACUAUCGGAUGGCUCUUACGUCAGGAGGGACACCAUGCGCCGAAGAUUGGACGCUUCGCCAAGACGAGAACGAGCACAUCGACUUUGUGCCCAAGGGACUCACGGAGGAAAAGGAGCUGAAGCCAGGGCCCAAAUCGGUCAAGAUCAUAUUCGAACUUGGUCUGCUUCUUUCUUGUAUUGUGGACAUGCUCGAGUCGGACUUCAGCGAGGAUGAUGUGCAGCGCUUGCACAAGUACAUCCUUCUCUACAACAGCAAGGCAGCAGCUCUGCUUGGCAAAGGCUGGAUCGUCUUGAGCAAUCACAUUGCAGAGCAUAUUCCCGACGCCAUCCGCCUCUUUGGAGCUCCAAAGAACUUCUCCAGCCUUCCCUUUGAGCGAUACAAGGGUACCUUGAGCAAGAUCAAGACUUCAGGCCAUAAAUACGGUCAGGUCGAGCUCACGAUCAUGCGAAAAGUCAUCAGUCGCUCGAAUCUUCAGCAUCUUCUCAGCCAGUCUAACGACACCUUCUUUCGAGAGACACUGCUCGGAUAUGUCAAGAACCAAAACGAGUUCGAAGAACUGCCGCCCCCGACUCGGCUCACCAAGACCAUCAUGGAGCGCGACACUUACCUCCACCUUCUCACAUACCUCAACGGACCAGGUAAAUGCUUUCCGGGCCGCUUUGUCGUGCCUCACGAUAUUCAUGCCUCCUCGCGUGAUGUUAGCCUGCGAAUGGAUGCGAUUUUCCUGCACUCAGUCAGUCAGUACGGGUACCCGACCGAGAUUCGGUUUUCAGGCUGCGCGGCGGAAGCAAGGAAGAACAAGGCGGACUGUUUUGGUAUGGUCAAAUUGAAGGAUCAGACGGUAACGGCAGUACAGAUUCUGUGGCUCUUUGAAAAGGUAUUGCAUUUGAACGGACCUGGAACCGCGGCGGUCUCAGAGGGGUUUAUGCACAUUCGGAAGCUCAAGAUGCUCUCAAGGCAGGAAGCGUUCGGCUAUGAAGUACGUUGUGGCGAAUUGUUGGACGAGAUGAACAUUCAUUUCGCUACUUUGGACGGCUAUCUGGAAGAUUUGGUUGUACCAGUCGUCGCUAUGGUUUCUCAGCUCGUCUUGGUUCCGAUUCACACCCAUGGUCAGCAGCACAGACAGGUUUAUGGUCUCAAACAGCUCUGA